CGUACCAAUGCUGGAAUAAUUGUGACUGCCGUGGAAAUAAGGAUACCUGUACAUGCUACAGUAGCGCUUUGUCCUCCUGCUUCUGUACAAAUUAUAACAAUACUAUCACCAUCCCUGCAGCAGUUAGUCCAGUCACAGACCCUGACUGUGUGCUUCAUAAUGACAUGUACAUCUGCACUGGUGCUCAGUAUCGCAUGUACUGUAACACAAGAAUGCAUGAUUUCUCCUUGCGGAGAUUUCAGUACCAAAACCAGUACCAGUGUGUAAAUAAUAACUGUAACUGUGUUGGUAAUAAAGAAACCUGUACAUGCUACAGUAACACUUUGUCCUCCUGCUUCUGUGAGACCUACAGCAAUAGCAUUGCUCUCACUACAGCAGUUAGUCCAGUCUAUGACUGUGUGCUUUAUAAUGACACAUCAUACAUCUGCACUGGUGCUCAGUACCAAAUGUACUGCAACACAACUGUACAUGAUUUCUAUUACAAUAGAAAUGAGCACCGCUGUGUAAGCAAUAUCUGCGACUGCCGUGGAAAUAAAAACACCUGUACGUGCUACUAUAGUACAUCAUCCUCCUGCUUCUGUACAAAUUAUGGCUAUACCAUCCCUGCAGCAGGUAGUCCUGUCUAUGCCUGUGGGCUUUAUAAUGACACGUACAUCUGCACUGGUGCUCAGUACCGCAUGUACUGCAACACAAGAAUGCACAGUUUCAGCUACCAGAGAUAUAGAAACCAAAACCAGGACCAAUACCAAUGCUGGAAUAAUAAUUGUAACUGUGUUGGUAAUAAGGACACCUGUACAUGCUCUAGUAGCACUUUGUCUUCCUGCUUCUGUGAGACUUACAGCAAUAGCAUUGCUUUCGCAGCAGUUACUCCUGCUUAUGACUGUGGGCUUUAUAACGACACAUACAUCUGCACUGGUGCUCAGUACCGCAUGUACUGCGACACAAGAAUGCAAGAAUUCUACUAUCGGAAAUACCACUACCAAACUCAAUAUGAAUUACAAUGCUGGAAUAAUAACUGUAACUGCCGUGGAAACAUGGACACUUGUACAUGCUCUAGUAGCACUUUGUCCUCCUGCUUUUGUGAGACUUACAGCAAUAACAUCACUAUCCCUACAGCUGUUAUUCCAUUAAGAGGCUCUCAAUGUGAGCUUUAUAACGAUACAUACAUCUGCACUGGUGCUCAGUACCGCAUGUACUGCAACACAAGAAUGCAUGAUUUCUAUUACCGGAGAUAUCAGAACCAAAACCAAUAUGUAUUACAAUGCUGGAAUAAUAACUGUAACUGUGUUGGUAAUAAGGACACCUGUACAUGCUCUAGUAGCACUUUGUCUUCCUGCUUCUGCGAGUAUAACAUCUCCAUCCCAACCACAAUCAGUCCAACUACUGCAGUUCCGAAUAUCACACCACCAGAUCAAUGCGAGAGUCAGGCCUCAGAAGGGUGUCUUCAAAAUGUUCUUGAUCAAAUUGAGAACAUUACAGCUCAAGAGCUCCCUGUGACUUUUUGA
Messenger RNA from Cyprinus carpio (common carp), 1505 nucleotides. RefSeq lists its product as uncharacterized. The transcript has 4 exons. NCBI's taxonomy places the organism in Eukaryota, Metazoa, Chordata, Actinopteri, Cypriniformes, Cyprinidae. The coding region runs from base 165 to 1505 and encodes 446 amino acids. The record is from RefSeq and is a predicted model, not a curated record.